AAUUUUAAGUCGCUGUCACGCUACAAAAGUCACAAAACUCCAUGUUUUACGUGAACUUCCUUUUUGUGUGCAAUAAGACAAAAUAAAGUAAAUAAAACAAAGUGCUGCAGGAGUUGAGUUAGAUCCUUCUGUCACGUGCGUCCUGACGUAACUCGAUAUCACAGAGAGUUAUUAAACCCCGGGGCAGCCGGUGGGAUUACAGUUUCAGCAAAAACGCUACUAAAAAGGCCAUUUAAGGUUCCCAGAUGUUGACCUUUAAAGUGUUAGCCACAUGUUGCGUUUAAACCUGUUUAUACCUCCAAUAUUUAAACGAGUCUUCAAAAAAAAAGGUGUCAUAGCGGUGUGACGCAAUAAUCCCCUUAAUCCUCCGAGACAGCUGACUGGAUUUAGGUGGUGAUGACCAUAAUCUCAUUUGGCACCUUGAGGGGCAGUCGGUAGACGAUCCACGAGGCAGUGUGAACUAACGAAGAAGAAGAAGAAGAAGUCUGCAGCAUGGGGAACACCAAGAGCAGCGCGUUGUCCAAGGAGCUCCUGGAGGAGCUCAAGUCCAACACCAAGUACUCCGAGUCCGAGCUGUGCACCUGGUACCAGUCCUUCCUGAAGGAGUGUCCCGGCGGGAAGAUCAGCAAGCAGCAGUUCGAGGGCAUCUACGCCAGCUUCUUCCCCGACGCCGACCCCACGAAGUACGCGCGCCACGUGUUCCGCAGCUUCGACACCAACGCCGACGGCACGUUGGACUUCAAGGAGUACAUUGUGGCUCUGCACCUCACGUCCGGGGGCAAAACCCUGCAGAAGCUGGAGUGGGCCUUCGCCCUGUACGACGUGGACGGGAACGGAACCAUCAGCAAAAGCGAAAUCCUGGAGAUCGUCCGGUCUAUAUUCAACAUGAUUCCUGCCGACGACCAGAAGAACCUCCCCGAGGACGAAAACACGCCGGAGAAGAGGGCGGAGAAGGUCUGGGAGUUCUUCGGGAAGAAGGACAACGAUAAGAUCUCAGAGGGGGAAUUCAUUCAGGGUGUGAUGGAGAACAAGGACAUCCUGCGGUUGAUACAAUACGAUGAACCUCAGAAAAUUAAAGACAAGCUCAAAGAGAAGAAGCAAUAAUACAAAGAAAAAGCUGCUUUGUGGGAUUUUAAGACUCGUAUGUUUGUUUAAAUUAUCGUGCUGCUGCUUUUCUUUCUUCUUUUUUUCAUAAUAUUUCUUCAUAAAUAUCUGUUGUGCAUUUUUGUAUUCGAGCAAAUCAAUAAUUUCAUUUAAUACCAGGAUUCAGGAUGCGGGGGAAUUUUGAAACGGACCGUUUUAACCAUGUGGACCGGGAUAGAAAUAGAAUAGAGAAAAAUUAUACAAUUAUAUCAUUUAGAUUAUACACUUUGCAAAACAGCAUGAAAUAGUCAGUAAAAGUAACUGACAUUAAAGUGUGUUGUCUCACUUUUGGGAAUAAAAUCACAAAUUACAGGUCACCAGUAACUUCCAUCGAAAGGGACAUUUGUUCAUUUUUCCAUUAAAUUAAACAUGAAUUUAUAGCUGAAAUGGACCUAAAACAGCGUUCGCCUCGUGAGCAGCUACCUUACCAACUGGCCUUAGUCAAAGAUAAUUUGAUCUAUGACAUUUUAGUCAUGUUUUUGCUUUACCCCAAAAGUGAACAACUGCUAAAUAAGAGAGACAAAGUGUCACCACAUAGACUUUCCCAACAUUUCUCAGCUCAAACUGACAAAGAACGAACAAAACAAACAUAUGUCGUGUUUUCCUUUCACCUAAUCGAUAGUUUUUCACUUUUAUCUUUUGUGACGAAACGUAUUAAUCGGCCUGAGAAAAGUAGACGCUGCCGUCUGACCUGCAGGAUCAUUACGAUACGCAGCGGAUUCCGCCCCUUUGUGUCGUCUGGCAGCGUUUGGACCCAUUUGGACCGGACUCAUCAGGUCGAUAGCAGAGGGGGUCGGUAGGCGAGCUCCUUAGGAGAGGGAUCAGGCUCAGGUUAACACGCUAUCAGCCGAUCCUAUUAAGAGCUGAAGGUCGGCUGAGACGAACACACUGGAGGAUGACUCCACUUCUUACUUUGGAUUGGAUUGUUUUGUGUGUGUGUGUGUGUGUGUUUAGAUUGCUGUUACUCAAAAAGUCAUUUCUGAUGUGUCAGGGCUUGAAUGUACUUUUAGUAGAACAAUGUACUGACGUAUUGUAAUAUCAGCUAAAGUGUUUGCUGUAUUUGGAAUAUCGUCAAAGGUUUAUUCUCCAAGUGGGAAACUAACAGUGCUGUUUCUGUAGUAAGUAGAUUUAAGCCUUUAAAACAUCUAAAUACAAAGAAAAUGAACACUGAGAAGAGAAUAAAGUCGUCCCUCAGAUCAAACCUACUCGUGUACAGUUUUGAUGCUUGAAAUGGAUUCAACAAAGUCUGGAAAUAAUAUGGUGUGAAAUAUGUGAAUGAAAUAGUAGUUUCAUGUACAUGUACAAUAAAUAAAUGUGUAAUACA
Molecule: messenger RNA, 2467 nt
Organism: Gasterosteus aculeatus aculeatus (three-spined stickleback)
Lineage: Eukaryota; Metazoa; Chordata; Actinopteri; Perciformes; Gasterosteidae
Gene: rcvrna
Product: recoverin a
Molecular function (GO): calcium ion binding
Source: RefSeq, a predicted model, not a curated record